GCUACCAGUAAGAUGAAGCCAGGUGGAGGCGUGUCUCCUAAGCGGCUUUGCAAACGCGGCUUGACACGCCACACACUCACACGUCAUUUUAUGCUGACGCUAGCUAGCUAGCAUAAAAUGAUUUCCGCCACAACUGUGCUUAUUAACCGCACCCUUGUUGAUCGUUGCGCCAGGCUGGUCCACUCCUCUGCUUUCUUCAACAUGCCGAUUCAGGUGGGUCAAAGUCUUCCUGCAGUGGAAGUCCAAGAGGGUGAGCCAGGAAAUAAGGUGGCAAUGAAUCAGCUCUUCAAGGGAAAAAAGGGCAUCCUCUUUGCUGUACCAGGAGCUUUCACCCCUGGUUGCUCCAAGACUCACCUCCCAGGUUUUGUGCAGCAGGCAGCGGACUUGAGGACUAAAGGCAUACAAGAGGUGGCCUGUGUUUCUGUGAACGAUGCAUUUGUCAUGGCUGCCUGGGGGAAGGAGCAUGGCACAGAUGGCAAGAUUCGAAUGUUGGCUGAUCCAACUGGAGCAUUUACAAAGGCUGUGGACUUGUUACUUGAUAGUGAUCAAAUCGUGCAAGCACUUGGAAACAAGCGAUCUAAGAGAUAUGCUAUGUUGGUUGAAGAUGGAGUUGUGAAGAAGAUCAAUGUGGAGCCUGACGGCACUGGGUUGACAUGCAGCUUGGCGCCCAUUAUUCUCUCUGAGCUGUAGGCUUGUUGACGGUUUCUUUUGCAAAUUCUAAAAGUCGCACUCACUGUUCCGAAUCCUCGUCCCAAAGGGUACCGCAAAUGUUACAAAGAUUCUAGUCUCUAAAGAAAAUGCGCACAAAUAUGACCUGCAAUGCAAAGAACAGUGUAAUAUGUCAUGUACCUUGAGUGAUAAUAAAAUGUAUUUCUAAGGCAGUAA
This is a messenger RNA of Entelurus aequoreus (snake pipefish), 885 nucleotides long. It is a transcript of the gene prdx5, whose product is annotated as peroxiredoxin 5. Gene Ontology annotation, molecular function: thioredoxin peroxidase activity. Gene Ontology annotation, biological process: cellular response to oxidative stress; hydrogen peroxide catabolic process; cell redox homeostasis. Gene Ontology annotation, cellular component: cytoplasm; peroxisome; mitochondrion. The coding region runs from base 118 to 690 and encodes 190 amino acids. The transcript has 6 exons. NCBI's taxonomy places the organism in Eukaryota, Metazoa, Chordata, Actinopteri, Syngnathiformes, Syngnathidae. The record is from RefSeq and is a predicted model, not a curated record.